Molecule: messenger RNA, 2036 nt
Organism: Sclerotinia trifoliorum
Lineage: Eukaryota; Fungi; Ascomycota; Leotiomycetes; Helotiales; Sclerotiniaceae
Source: the annotation of a GenBank genome assembly
GCUGAAGACCACAAUUCCGCGGCGUCGAUGGCCACCUUAUCAUCGCUAGCUCAUUUUCAUUGAUAAAAUCCAAAGAUGUCGGCAACUACAAAUAUCUACAAGGAGAAUAUCGACUUCGCAGCACUGGGAAGAGAAGACCCAGAUUUUGGCAAAUUGUAGGUUCCCAGUCAAUUGGAAAUUUUGUCCCCGGUCUUUGCAUUUACUUGUGAGCAAUUGGUUCAAAGACCUUUCAUUAUAUCUCAAUUUGUUACAUUCUCGUUUUGCACCAGCUGAACGUUUUCCAGCUUGAAGUCAAAUGGUCAAUUGGAUUUUAGCGAUCCUAAAUCAGUCCAGCAGCUCACAAAAUCUCUGUUAAAGCGAGACUUCCAUCUGAAUUUGACGCUUCCAGAUGACCGGCUCUGUCCACCAGUAAGUCUACUUUGGUCUCCGAUCAUGUCGAGUUUAUAUAUAUCAUUCAUUAGUCCAAGCUGAGUGAUUUAAGGUGCCUAAUCGAUUGAAUUACAUACUUUGGCUGCAAGAUCUUCUUGAUACAUCAAGUGAUAUGUAUACGGAUACUUACAAUCCCAGUCGACAAAUUCAUGGGCUAGAUAUUGGCACAGGAGCAAGUUGUAUAUAUCCACUUUUGGGUUGUGCUCAACGCCCUUUGUGGAGAUUCACCGGAACAGGUUUGCAUCCUUAUUCCAUCGUUGGAGAUGGCUAUUAAAUUGCUUCAGAUGUUGACGAUAGGAGCAUUACCUUCGCUAAAACGAAUGUUGAAAUUAAUGGGCUGCAAAAUCGGAUUCAGCUGAUCCAGACCAAACCACAGGACCCACUGAUACCUCUCGAUGAGAUAGGCUGCGAUAGGUACUUAUUACUUUUUCCAUAGAAGAAAUGGUGUUUUGUUGAUAAGUCCAAGUUUAGACUUUACUCUUUGCAAUCCGCCAUUUUAUACUUCAGCUGAAGACUUAAUUUCCUCUGCGUCCCUCAAACAACGUUCCCCAUUUACGGCCUGUACUGGCUCCGAGACAGAAAUGGUCUGUGAAGGUGGUGAAGUGUCUUUUGUUUCAAGGAUGAUUGAUGAAUCCUUACAACUGCGAAAUAGGGUUCAAUGGUAUACUUCAAUGCUUGGAAAAUUCUCUAGUCUAUCUAAAAUCAUUGAGCAGCUGAAGGAAAAUAAAGUCGACAACUAUGCCGUCACGGAGUUUGUACAAGGCAGUAAAACGAGAAGGUGGGCAGUUGCAUGGAGUUUUGAUGAUAAAAGACCGAGUAUGGCAGUAUCUCGUGGGUGCGGAAGUUUACAAAAGAGUUUAAUGCCAUUCCCAGCAGAGCAGACGAUUGCCGUAGGUCUAGGUUGUCCAUGGAUUCGAUGUUGUGUAUUUUGAAUGUUAACUGGUCUCUAGAUUAAUGCGCAUGAUAAAACCGCCAUUGCUGAACGUCUACACCACACGUUAUCUGGACUCAUCCCUCUAUGGAGCUGGGAAUCGAAACUCUUCGCAGGUAUAGGCUUCUGUGACAAUGCUGUCUGGUCUCGAGCGUCACGAAGACACAGAAGUGAUACUAAUGAUGGAAAGUCAACUGCUAACUCGGAACUUUUGCCUGAAGAUAUGUCCUUUGGUUUUAAGAUCUCCUUGGAGACACUUGAGGCAGAAGCUGAAGGAAGUAAAGUUAUUGUUCGGUGGUUGAAAGGUCACGAUAGUGUGCUUUUUGAGAGUUUUUGUGGCAUGAUAAAAAGAAAGGUACAAGACAUAUGAUGUCAGAUUAAUUAAUCCAAAUUACUCCCUGUCGAUUUGGGGUGGAGAGGCUUAAAAAGAAGUGAGCUGUGGAGUUAACGGCAAUUGCAACGGAAUACGGACGAGACAGCAAAGAAGGCGCAACGGAGUCAACAAUCCUCCAAUAUAGUAAAUCAGCGCUGAGAGCUGAGAGAUUGAUGUGUGUGAAAUUAUUUGGUAUGGGAGAACAAGCAAAGGAGAAACGAUCAGAUACUGGUCCAAGAUGACUAGUAGGAUACAACAAUGAAUUAUAAAAGGGAUGGAUGACUUCCAAAUGCGAGAUUAAGA